CAUCCUCUCUGGUUCUGCUCUGAGGACAGAAUGAUGUUGUGCUGGAUACUAAUAUCACUGUUUGUUGGAUUUCUUAAAGCACAAGAAGUAAUUUAUGCACAGGUAGGAGGGACUGUUACCCUACCUAGAGAGGAAAUAAAAGCAGAAAAUGUUUAUGUGAACUGGUACCGCGGGAACAACGAAUCUAUAACUAUCGCUAGGAAUCCUCAGAGUGGAAUCAUAAGGGGUAAAGAUACGAAGACAAACAUCGAUCUGUCGCAAGAUUUCUCUCUUAAAAUCUCACCAGUACAGGAAUCUGAUUUUGAAAUUUGGCGCUGUGAACAACAUGUAUUAACAAGUACUUUUAAAAAGACCUACAAACUGUACCAUGUCACUAUACCCAAAGUGCCUGCUGUGAUAAUUGGUGAAUCUCUGUCUCUGGAAUGUCAAAUGGAAUAUAAUCUAGUUAAACCCAAAGUGACAUGGAUUCCACCGGAAAACACACAUUGUUAUCAAAGAAAUCUUAAGGGCGAGAAAAUUGUAGUCAACAGUGUGUCUAAAUGUCAUAGUGGUGUUUGGACAUGCAAGUUGGAGUAUAUGAAGAAAACAUAUUAUACGGAAGCAACAACAACUGUUUAUGUAAUAGACCUCCCCUCUUCUCAAGAUCCCAUUUACAAAUCAUCCUCUAAGGUCCUCAUUCCUUGUUCUUUGUCUUCUAACAUUCCCUGGUCCAUCUUGAAUGAAACCGGUCUCAUCAAUGGUAUCUGGAGCUUCACUCCUCUCAGCGACCCGAAGUCAACUCAUUCUCUCCUCAGCCUUAGCAUUGGUUCGGUGGUCAGAUGGAAUGUAAUAAAGGACACAGUCAGUCCUGUCAAGGCCAAGGAAAUCGAGUUAAAAGAUAAUGAUCUAUCGAUUCAUCUGCCAGUAUCAGAGAACAUAAGGGGGGUUUACACAUGUGAUCUGAUAUUUAGCAGAAAGACUCUCAGCACAAAAGUUCAGGUGGAGGUUUUGAAGGUUUCCUCUUCUAGAGGUUCUCCAGUAUAUGAAGGCCAAAGUGUGAAUCUGACAUGCAUAUUAGGACAUCAACUUACCUCUGAGUUCGAGAUGAAAUGGAAUUGCUCAUCUUUGUCCAGUUGUUCCAGUUUCAAGCUUAAUUCAUCUACUUUGUUCAUACCUGAAGUGAAAUUGGAACACCGUGGAAAAUAUACGUGUGAACUCUGGAAGAAUAGGAAGAUGGUGGCAUCUGCUGAUCUAUUUUUAAAGACUGAGAAAGCUCCAGUGGACAUCUGGCUGUAUGUUGCCAUCAGCAGUGGAGUCGUGGUCUUCAUCUUGCUCCUUGUGGUCAUCAUCAUGUGCAUUCGCAGAUACAGACAGAUGAUGAUGUACAGACGACGCAAAACCAAAUUCUGCUGCUGCAAAAAUCCCCAGCAGAAUCAAAAGGGAUUCUACAAGACGUGACGAUCUUCUGCUUUUCGUUUUUAUAAUCAUAUUAAUGUACAGUUUCCUGAACAAAUUCUCCUGUGCCAGAACUGAUGGUCUUCACUCUGCUGGAAUAUUUUUUAUUAUUGUGUUAAAUACUCUCAUAGCCACUUUAUAUACUUGAACAUGCUUGAUCGCAAACUAUGUUAUAUGCAACUUAAACAAUAUGCUGUAUGUCUUUUGGUGUAUAUAAUAUGAUAUAAUUUGUUUGGAAGAUAAAUGUACAAUUUCCAAUAACAUAGUAGAAUACAAAACAAUAAAAUGUUGCUUAUUGUAUAGGCACAGUGAAGUUAUUUGUAUAUUUUAUAAUUGCCUAAAGUGCAUCUUUAAAAUUUUCUUUUAUUUUCAUCCACUCCUGCUUGCUUACUUCCAUAUCUUUCGAAUGCUCUUUUACAUUUGUAAAUUGACUUUUUUUUUGUAUUUGAGAAAACAACUAAAAUAUUGAUAAAGUAAAAUAAAAUAUAGCCUACUUGAUGAAAUUAAA
Molecule: messenger RNA, 1942 nt
Organism: Carassius carassius (crucian carp)
Lineage: Eukaryota; Metazoa; Chordata; Actinopteri; Cypriniformes; Cyprinidae
Exons: 9
Coding region: 31-1437 (468 amino acids)
Biological process (GO): positive regulation of ERK1 and ERK2 cascade; interleukin-15-mediated signaling pathway; T cell activation
Cellular component (GO): external side of plasma membrane; membrane raft
Molecular function (GO): MHC class II protein binding; protein tyrosine kinase binding
Source: RefSeq, a predicted model, not a curated record